Messenger RNA from Hirsutella rhossiliensis, 291 nucleotides. Its product is annotated as exosome complex exonuclease. The record is from RefSeq and is a predicted model, not a curated record. Lineage: Eukaryota; Fungi; Ascomycota; Sordariomycetes; Hypocreales; Ophiocordycipitaceae. The transcript is spliced from 2 exons. Bases 1 to 291 code for a protein of 96 amino acids.
AUGGCAGGCGACAAGAUCCCGAGCCUGCACGCCCUCGAGAAGCCCGAGGACCUCAAGGUGCUCAUGCGCCAGGACCGAGGCGACGACUGCCUCAGCUGCCGGAUUGUCGGAAGCGGCGCCUUUUUCGGGCUGGCUGCGUACAGCUACCUCUCAGGCAUGUCGCAGCUCGAGAAGCAGCGCGCCGCCAUAUUGAAGAGCAGGUCGGUCUUUGGCAUCAAGAGCCGCCGGGCCGGCAUCGCGGGCAUCUCGCUGGGCCUGGCGUGGAUGGGGCUAUGGAGGGCUUUUCGGUGA